AUGCAGAACACCAUUUGCGAACCGUUCACAAGUUGGCCCAUGAAAUUCGACAUCAACCAGCUGGUGAAAGAGUUCCAACCGGAGGAAAAGGGGCGCGAAGUGGAUGAAGACAAGUCGCCAAGGGACUUUCUCCACCUUCCCGACAAUAAUUGGGUGGUCCUGCCCAGUUUCAAGUAUCAGUUUGAGCACCUAAAUCCGUAUCUAUCCUGUCGCCAGAGCCAAUACAUGAGAUGCCGCUUCCGAAAGUUUCUGGACAAUGUCCCGAGCAGAUAUGUAACCAUUGCUUUGUACGGCUCCAAUGUUAGCAACAUGCCCAAACCAAGACGGAAGAGUUUGAAUGGUCAGUUCUACGGAGUGGAUAACAAGCUGGCUCCUGUUCCAGUUGUUGGAGAUCCACGCUCGCCCCCACACCGAAAAUAGUUAAGCAAUUGGCAUUGAAAUUCAAAAUUUAUUUUAUUUGGGACCUCUUUUAAAAGAUUCUUUACCCGUUAAAAUUACAUAUAUUCAUAUGCUACAAUUUAAAUAUAAAUUCUAGUGUUACCACAUUGCGCGAAAUUAUACGUGUUUCACACAAGUUUUCAAGGAAGAAAAUUCUGUAUAAA
Drosophila elegans is the source of this 602-nucleotide messenger RNA. RefSeq lists its product as uncharacterized. The transcript has 2 exons. The coding region runs from base 1 to 420 and encodes 139 amino acids. The record is from RefSeq and is a predicted model, not a curated record. Lineage: Eukaryota; Metazoa; Arthropoda; Insecta; Diptera; Drosophilidae.